Messenger RNA from Orcinus orca (killer whale), 5075 nucleotides. RefSeq names its product fibrous sheath interacting protein 1 (gene FSIP1). The transcript is spliced from 12 exons. The record is from RefSeq and is a predicted model, not a curated record. The coding region runs from base 167 to 1921 and encodes 584 amino acids. NCBI's taxonomy places the organism in Eukaryota, Metazoa, Chordata, Mammalia, Artiodactyla, Delphinidae.
CGUUCUGGGAGGCAGGAGGGCUUCUGACCCGCGGCUUCUUCCACCUCCAGAGAAGCUGCGGUGGCGGGAAAGACCCCUCCCCUUUGGGGGACAGUGGGUGACGCUGAGAGUGUCAAUGCUCUGACGACUGGACACUAGCCCCCAGUUUCCGUCCGGAAGGAGAUCAAUGGAUAUUAUAAAGGGAAACUUAGAUGGAAUUUCAAAACCAGCCUCAAAUUCAAGAACACGUCAUGGGAGCAGAGGUUCAAAUGCUUCUUUGGAGGUGCUCUCACCGGAACCAGCAUCCUUCAAGGUUGAUACUGCAAUCAAUCUGAACUCUGGUAAAGAAGGCCACUCAGAAGGCAGUAGUAAUACAGAGGAAGGUAGAAACAGUAAUGAUGAUAAAGGGGAAAACUACUCUGAGAAAAUAAAACUGGCUGAAGAGGGAUCAGAUGAAAAUUCGAACUUGGUUCAGCAUCAGAUAAUCCCUGAAUGUUCAGAUGAAUCUGAAAUAAAAGAAUUAGAUUCUCAACUUCAAGAUGCUAUUCAGAAGAUGAAGAGGCUUGAUAAGAUAUUGAUGAAGAGACAACACAGAGAAAAAGAAAUCAAGAAGCAAGGUCUAGAAAUGAGAAUAAAGCUGUUUGAAAAACUUAAGUCUGCAAAAAAUGGUGAAGCUUUACAAAGUAAUGAGGAGACGGAAAGUACAAAAAACUUUCUAGCUUUAACUGCUGCAUCAGAAGAAACUGUUGAUCCUUCUUGCUAUGAGCACGAAGAUACCUUUUUCUCUGUGUUUCACACUCAAGUCCCUCCAGAAGACUAUGAAAACUGUAUACAGAAUGUCAAUAAAGAUUUUACGUAUGGUGUGGAAAGAAAUGAGUCAUUGAUCAAAGCAGAAAAGAAACCUUUCUCAAAUACAGAAAAGAUUGAGCUCAGGGGUAAACACAGCCAGGACUUUAUUAAGCGAAACAUUGAGUUGGCCAAGAAUUCAGGACAACCAGUAGUUAUGAUUGACAGAGAGAAGAAAAGGCUGGUUGAACUUUUGAAGGACUUGGAUAACAGUGAUUCGGGGCUGUCCAGUUCUGAGGGAGAUCAGUCUGGCUGGCUGGUCCUGGGAGAAGGAUACACACCUGCAGUCACCCAGCAUGAGCAGCUUGCUAAAAUUGAUACAAAACUCCAAGAACUUUCUGCCAUUUACCCAACAAUUUCCAGCUCUUCUCCAAGACCUGAACUUCAGAAUGAUGAGGAACCUGAUCUUAAUGGUGAUGAUAGAAAUACAGAAAUAACUCCAGGAGAAAAGGUACUUCAGAAUACCAAAGAGCAACGGGAUCAGCAGAAUCGGUUGAGAGAGAUAGAUGAAAAGCUAAGAAAGAUGAAGGAAAAUGUGUUAGAUUCAACAUCACUUCUCUCUGAGGAACAGUUAAGGUGUCUUCUGGAUGAAUGCACACUUAAACAAAAAUCCAUGAUUAGACUGUCUUCAGAAAGAGAAAAGAAAGACAUUGAGGAUAUAACACCUGAGUUGCCCCAGCUUUCCAGAUCUAUUCUCUCUGAGUCACUAGAUGAGUCAAAAACAAAGGUCAAAAGCACUGAGGUGGAAGACGCAAAUAUGCCUGAGAAUGCCAAAGGUGAAACAUCUAGAGGCUACUAUCUGACCAAAGCCUCGACUGGGCAUUUUACGUCAGAAGCUCUUGUCGUUGAAGCAAAGAAUAUGAAAUGCCUCCAGCUUUCUGAGGACAAGGUUAUUGGUGACACAAAAGACUAUUUUAUGUCAAAGACUCUUGGCAUUGGGAGACUGAAAAGGCCCUCUUUCUUGGAUGAUCCACUGUAUGGCAUCAGCGUGAGCCUUUCAUCCGAAGACCAACAUCUGAAACUCAGCCCUCCAGAGAAACCCAGACCAGAUGAACAGGAGACUGAAGAUGUAACAGAAGAAUGUAAAGAAUCUUAAGCAAAGACUUGCUGGGGUGUGCUUUUAAGAAAGCUGGUAAAUUAAAUUAAAUCACAUUUUUUCCAAAUUCUUUGAAUUCAAUGAAUGCAUUAUAGAGACCAUUCCUCAAAUGAUGAUUUUAAUGUUUGGAUUCUCUCUUUCUGGAUCACAUUUCCUUGAUAUUUUUGAGACUCGUGGUAUAAUUGUUCAGUGGUUUUUCCUCAUCGAAAUUCCUGGGAAAAUUUUUUAUUGCUAAAUUUGCAACAUCAGGGAUACGUUAUAGAAACCAACAUUUAUGUAUGUGUGCUACGUUAAAACUAGUUGAAAUGCUAUGAUUGUUUUGUAUUUGAUUUGAUACGUUGCCACUUUAUUGUGAUUUAGACAGAUUUGAUCACCAUGAAUUGUAGCUUUGCCCCUGCUUUCCCUUCUUUCCUCCUCUCUAAUGCCUGUUAAGUAAGUACAACUUGCCGUGGAGAGAAAUGAAUUUUCUCAACAAAGCAAUGUUAGGCUAUCCUUGCUAUCUUAUUAGUAAUGGUACUUUUCAUAAGCAGAAGUUUGACUGAAUUAUUACAUAUAUUAUAUUUAGUUAUUUUCUUUCAGAGUUUGCCUUUUACAAUGCAGCAAAUAAAGAUCAGCUACUUAAAAAAAAAUAACCUGGGGUACUAUUUGAAGAGAGAGGGUUUGUUAGUUACAAGUGAGUAGCCUGGAUUCAUGAGAACAUUUUAUGUCAACACUCCAUAUGAUGAAUUGGCAUUAGAACUAGAAGUCCAAUUUAUUUCUGAUUCUAAAAAAAAAAAAAAAAAAGAGCUAUUGUGCAGUAUUUAACAAAAUUUGGAAUAAUGUGUAUGUAGCAUUAUUAUUUUUCGCUCGAAUGUUUUCAUCUACUGAUAUUGGAUAAUAUUAGUGAUUGCUUACGUCAAGUUUGCUUGACUUUUUAAAGUGAAGACUUCUAUAGCUACUGUUUUCAGAAGAAUUGAUAGGCAAUUUCUUUUUCUAGCCUUUUUCAGUUUAUAUUAAAACAGCAGUGGUUCUUGUUGAUGUUAAUGUGCUACAGUGUAAUUUGUCUUGAUGCUAAGAGUUUUGCCGUGGGUUGCCAGCAGAGGUUAAAAGUCAUGAUUUUGGACUCUCAUAGGAGUGACAUGUGUGGCAUAGGGUUUGGGUCAGAACAAUCAGAGGAGAGAGGUGGUAUGGAUGGGGAUUUGCAGUGGUGAUAGAGAGGAGCCAUUUUUGCCCAUAAGCCUUUCAGAGGAGUGGGGCUUUCUAAACCCAUGUGCUUCUGGUGUUUGACAUGUAUGUGUAUGUUUGUGAGAGAGAGAAAGAGAGAGGGAGAGGGAGGGAGAGAGGGAGAGCAGGAAAGAGCGAGAGAAGGGGAGAGGGAGAUAGAUGUUGGAGAGAGAGCUUAUGCCUUUGUAAACUGUUCCUGCAAAUGGUAUUUGCGGCAGAGUGAAUCUUUAUGUUACAAGAGUUUAAGAGAAGGAAAGGAAAACAGAAUGAUUUUAAGUAGUGAAUUUUACCAUUGAAAGAGGUGACACCAUUCCAUAGCAUGUCAACUGAAAGUACCUCUAAUAAGAACUGGCAAGCUGAAUUUGUAUAAUAUAUUCAACAUGAAGGCUCCAGAUUAAUAUAUUCAACAUGAAGGCUCCAGAUUAAAAAAAAAGAAAGGCCCUGAUAGGGAAAGAAAAUGUUAUUAAAAAAUAAGUUUUUAUUUUAAGGUUCCUUUUAGACCUGAGUGUUUGCCCCAGAACAAGAUAGAGAAGAAAAGAUAUAAAAGAGCAAGAGCUAAUUCAUUUCAGGAAUGAAUUUAGGAUCUUAAAAUUUGAGGUUUUUCUACUUAUGACUCCUCAAGAAAAUUACUGGCAUCACCUUUAUUGUAAAUUCCCAGAGGACCUAAAACUGCCGUCCUAUCCAACUCUUUGAAAUGCAUGACAAUAAAAUAGAAGGAAAAAGCUAUACCCCGAUGGCAUAAUUUUAAUUUUUAACACAUCCUGUAUUUUAGUACAACCUGAUACGAAGGUCAGUCUUGGAGUGAAUAUGCAGCAUGCCUGGGAAAAACCUCCUGUUCCCAGAUACUUUUUUCUGUCCCAUCUUGAUAUUUUGAGUUACUUUUGUUCUGUUACUACUUAAAAGUGAAUUAGAAUUCUCUCCCAAGACUUCACACGUUGAGCUGCUCAGAGAGUGAAUGUCAUGUUUCAAAGAAUUAUUUCUUUCAAAUCAGUUUUCCAAAUUUUAUAACCAAUACCAACAGCUUCUAGUUCCUGACUCUUCACCUGGAUACCAUAAAAUGAUUUGGCAAUUUAUACUUAUAUAGGACUAUGCUACCCUAGAUAGAUGUUUCUAGAAUGGGAGAGAAAGAUCAACAAGGAAAAAGAGUCUAUCUCACUCAGCCAGUCCUUUUUAAUAGAUCUCAAAGCGAGACCUUUAACCUACUCAUAAAUUUUUUUAUUCUACCUGUUCUUAUUAAAACUAAAAAUUGGCCAGUAUUCUACAUUCAUGGUUAGCCCACCUGAAACUCAAGUUCUGCUUAUUGUAAGGCAUUGGCCUUCUCUUCACAAAAUAAUUUGAUUUUUUACAUGUAUAUAUGUUUUUAGGAUUUCGUCCAAAUUCGACCUGUCUCUGUAGUCAUCCGUUUUUGACCAAAGGUAUAGUCGUUCUCCAAAAAGUGUUACCUGUAGAGUUUGACCCAACUUUUCGAGGACAGUUCUUCCUCCGUUAACGUUUCUAAAGCUUCUCCACAACGUGCAAUGGUGUUGCCCACCCAGUGCCCUCAUUCAUGGCUCAGAAGAUGUAGCUGUGAAUUCUGUGUGCUUCACUCCUGUUUUCCUUUUUCAUUGUUUUUAGAAACAGAACUGGACUUUGAAAAGGAUUCAAUAAAUGACAUUUAGUGACACUGGUAAAAUAUGAACUUGUAUCCUUUUGGGUCCCACAUCUUGGGGGGACAUUUCUCAUUGCUGUGUUUUUAAUAUGACAGGUUAAUUUUUGUUUUGUUCUUCUAUUCCACAAAUCCAGCAAAUAUGUCAUCUAAGCAACUCAGUCUUCCUAAAUCGUAUAGGAAAUAUGAAUGUUCCUGUUACUUACUGUGUUUUCUUUUUGUAUAUACUCUAUUGGUUUGAGGAUGGAAUUUACCCAUACCUCAUAACAUAAAGCCAGAAAACAAAUAAACAUGGAUACAGUAAGU